CUGAAUCUCUCGCGAGAGCCUAACAGUCCCUUAAUUUGAGCUUCCGCUCUUGCGCACUGUCGCCUGAGGUACCGGUAGGGAAAGGAGGUUGCGGAGGUUGAAGUCCGGUUCUCGGGCUGGCCAUGUCCUCUCGCUCACCCCUUGUAGCGCUAACUCUCAAAGAGUUCAUGAGAAGGCAACAAGUCCUUCUUCUAUACAGAAAGAUUUUACAAGCAAUUCGGGAGGUACCAAAUGAAAAUGACCGCAAAUAUCUACAGAACUGGGCAAGGGAAGAAUUCAAAAGAAAUAAAAGUGCCACAGAAGAGGUAAGGACGGACAAGAGCUUGAAUUGGUGGCAACAGCCCCCUCUUUCACUACUUUCCAGCUUCUUUUCACUUAAGAAUGCCACAGAAGAGGUAAGGACGAACAAGAACUUGACCUGGUGGCAGCAGCGCCCCCUUUCACUACUUUCCAGCGUCUUUUCAUUUAAGGGAUGUAAUCAGAAUGAUGAUUACCCAAGGAAACCUACAACUGAAGGAAUUGGAGAAAACGUUGAACUUAGCAAAAGCAUAACUUCAUAACUUCCCUAAGGGGUUUUCAAAAUAUGUCGGAGUACUACAAGGUAAAUGGAGUUUUAAACUCAUUGCAAAGAGUAGGAAUUUAAGGUGUUUGUAACAUCCCUUGCCUAGUGAUCAUCCCACUGCAGAGUCAAAAAACAUGCUACAUUUGUGCAAAAUAGCCACGUAUGGACCCUGACUUGUGUUAAAGAACAACAAAGUAAAGAACAUCUUCGGAGUUGCCUUAGCAGUGAAAAAUAAAUACCACGGACUUGUUUUAUUAUUUUGGAUAUGCUGUCAGGUUUCAUGAGAAAUAACACAAACCAAAACAUAACAUUGGUAAAAUAUCAUUAAAUAUAUGUUUUCUUGCAUGUCACAAAAA
Molecule: messenger RNA, 918 nt
Organism: Gracilinanus agilis (Agile Gracile Mouse Opossum)
Lineage: Eukaryota; Metazoa; Chordata; Mammalia; Didelphimorphia; Didelphidae
Gene: LYRM2
Product: LYR motif containing 2
Exons: 3
Coding region: 123-560 (145 amino acids)
Cellular component (GO): mitochondrion
Source: RefSeq, a predicted model, not a curated record